Trichoderma reesei QM6a is the source of this 708-nucleotide messenger RNA. RefSeq lists its product as uncharacterized. The record is from RefSeq and is a predicted model, not a curated record. The coding region runs from base 1 to 708 and encodes 235 amino acids. The transcript is spliced from 2 exons. NCBI's taxonomy places the organism in Eukaryota, Fungi, Ascomycota, Sordariomycetes, Hypocreales, Hypocreaceae.
AUGAGGGCCGAAACUGUCGCGUCUGUCAGCAUGUUAGCCAAGCUAGCACUUGGGCAGUCAGUUAUUAAUUCCGGAAAUGGCUUUGGAACCUACUAUUACGAUAUUGAGCACCCGCAAUCCUGCUUCAACGAUUUCACGAACAUGAACACGGGCUUUGUCGAAUGCAGUCAGUUCCUCCCCUGGACCUUGAACAACGUCCAUAGCAACAACCUUGUUGCUAUGAACCACACCCUUCUGGCUGGAAACUUAGCCAAGUUUUGCGGUAAACGGGUUGUGGUCAGCGUCAAUGGACAGCCUUCCAGCACGCCAUUCUUCAUCGGUGACGGCUGUGAGCGAUGUGGUACCGGAUCCUCCUCCAACACUCAAUGGAAUCCUAAUGGAGCUCCUGGCUUGGAUUUCAGCUUUUCGGCUCUUGAUUCCCUAAACUCGAAUGCAUGCAACGCCGGACAUAUCGACAUCUCUUGGCAGAUUCUGGACGAGACUCUGUAUAACUUUGACACCAACGCCCCAGGGCAGCCAACCGGUCCCGUCAAUGGAGGUGGAGGCGAUCCCGGAAAUGGCGGCGGCAGUGACCCGGGCAAUGGCGGUGGCACUUGCAGUUGGGCAGGUCAUUGCCAAGGUGCCAGCUGUGGCUCAGACAAUGAUUGCUCCGAUGACCUUACUUGUAUCAGUGGCAAUGGCGGUGCGUACCUAAGAGGCAAGCUGUAG